This is a messenger RNA of Aplosporella prunicola CBS 121167, 1684 nucleotides long. RefSeq lists its product as uncharacterized. The record is from RefSeq and is a predicted model, not a curated record. Lineage: Eukaryota; Fungi; Ascomycota; Dothideomycetes; Botryosphaeriales; Aplosporellaceae. Gene Ontology annotation, molecular function: phosphatase activity. The coding region runs from base 55 to 1530 and encodes 491 amino acids. The transcript is spliced from 3 exons.
GCGCAUCACGUUUGAGGGGCUGCGGCGCUCUUUCGCAAGCCAGCAACCUUCAACAUGGGCAAGCCACGGAUGAUCAUCCUGAUCCGCCACGCCCAGUCUGAGGGAAAUAGGAAUCGCGAUAUACACCAGUUCAUCCCCGACCACCGCGUCAAGCUCACCGCCGAGGGAUGGCUCCAGGCUGAAGAGGCCGGUCGCCGCCUCCGCACCAUGCUCAGGCCCGACGACACUCUCCAGUUUUUCACCUCUCCCUACCGCCGCACUCGCGAGACGACUGAGGGCAUCCUGCGCUCGCUAACCUCUGAUUCCCCCACGCCGUCCCCCUUCCCGCGCCACCACAUCAAGGUCUUUGAAGAACCCCGCCUGCGAGAGCAGGAUUUUGGCAACUUCCAGCCAUGCUCGGCGGAAAUGGAGAGGAUGUGGCAGGAGCGCGCCGACUACGGCCACUUCUUCUACCGCAUCCCCAACGGCGAAAGUGCGGCAGACGCCUAUGACAGAAUCAGCGGCUUCAACGAAAGCAUGUGGAGACUAUUUGGUGAGGAGGACUUUCCUAGCGUCUGCGUGCUGGUGACGCACGGCCUAAUGACUAGGGUUUUCCUCAUGAAAUGGUACCAUUGGUCCGUCGAGUAUUUCGAGGACUUGCGUAAUGUAAAUCAUUGCGAGUUUAUCAUCAUGAAGCAGAACCCUGACAACGGUAAAUAUAUCUUGCAAAACCAGCUGCGGACUUGGUCAGACCUCAAACGUCGCACAACUGCUACCAAUGGUUCUACUGCUAUAAGUAUGACCGGGCCACCACCCCCCUUCGCUGCCUCUCCUACGAUACCAGUACGCCGAUGGGGUGGCUGUUCAAAUGGCUGCAAUCAUGAUCAAGUCAACUAUCCCCGCCGAACCCGUCGCCAAAACACCCAGGAUUUUGCUCCUCUUCCUGGGCCAGCUGUUCAAAAUGAAACGAAUAAGAAGUCCGAUCACCCUGCGGAUACUGAUGCUCCCAGCGAGGUCUCAAGAGAACAGGAUCAGAGUGGACAGUCUCAAGCAACAGAAACUAUAUCGGACGUCGAAACCCCUGGUCUACAUAUUACAUCCGCAGGCGAAGGUUUCCACCGUCCCUCUACGCCUCACGCAUCCCAUAUUCCGUUUAAGUAUCAUCUCCAUCCCGGCCGAGAUUUCGGAGGCUCCUGCUCCAGUGUCGUUGCCCCAGCUGAAGGGUUUUCGGAUGACAGCGAUUACUUUCCUGCUGGAAUGGCUGCUAAAUUUGGACCUGUGCCAAGGCCUCACUCAGCCCUCGCCGCUAGUAAGACAAGGUUCAAGCGCAGAACCCGGGAUGAGCGUACUUGGAAAGAGGAAAGCGGUAUGGGAUCAGGAGCAAGGGCCGAUGCUUUAGGUGAUGGAGAUAGUGGUGGCGAUGACGAGGCGGACGAUGAUGAUGAUGAAGGGAUGGGCUCUAGUGGUGGAGAGGAGAUCGGGGAAGAAGGGGAUGAACGAGUAGAAGAAGCAAAGCUGAAAAGCCGGCAGGGCUUUAGUGAAGUGUACUAAGACAACAUCAGGGUCUGUUAUUCACAGCUGCUGGGCAGCUCACAUUUAAGGCGCCGGCGGGGGUCAUGCCGGGCUAGAUAGAUACAUACGAUUCCCAUGAAGCAAUGAUAUGCAUACAUCACGAAAAUAAAAGAGGAUAUUUGUGGCCAAAGAC